AUGGCAACUCCCAGAAAGAAUGAAGAAGGCCAGGACGAUGAUCUAAGCAGGCUCCUCCUCAAACUGCACGUCAAGCAUCCGAACAGCGAUGUCUUCGCGGACAUGGCUGAUUCCAGAAUCACCGCAGAGCAGAGGAUCAUGGAGCUUCAGCUGGAGCAGAUGGACAAGGAGCUGAAAGAGCUCAGGCAGAAACGGAUCGAGUACUGGUCGGUUCCAAAUCAGCUGUCGUCCAGGUUUCACCUGCCCGAGCAUCACCAAGUCGUGGACAUCCUGGAACUCCGCAAGAAGAGGUUGCAGUGGACUCAAGCUCACUCAACGCUUCCUAGUGGAUCGCAGAAGCCGCACGAGUGCUCCCAUGCCCAGCAGCUCCUCGAGCAAGAUCUCAAGCGCCUCAAGGAGAGGAUGAACACGGUCGAGGUGAUGGGGCCGAUGCUGAUGAAGUUCUGUUCCGACCACUGCCAGAGGAUCGCAAGGAGGAAGUAUGCUUACCUGCGCCGAGUUGCCAACCACUGUAGGAAUUCAGAAAUGCUCGACAAAGUCUCGGAGCUGCUCCGUGGUCGGCUGGAGGCACUGGAUGAUGAGUAUGCGGUAUUGAAGGAAGACAUGUUGAAGAUGAAUCAAAAGCUCCCCGUGGCACUGAGAGCGAUCGCUGCUUCUAAGACUGACCCGCAGUCCCUUGCAAGCCUGGAAGCCAUGUCAAAGUCCAAGAAUGCCCCGCGACUGGACGAUGCUGAAGUCCAGCUGGCAGUGACGAUGCCGCUGGAGAAGUCAGCCCUGCAGAUGUUCCUCAGGUGGAUGGUCAGCGAAGUCAGACUCCACAAGAAGGUAUCAAGGUUCUUUGCCAAGUUUCAAUGGCUGGUCUACUCCCAGCGCUACAAUCUCCUGCGCAAGUCCAAGUCGCUCCUGUCAAACGGGUCCGGCUCCUCCGACGUGGCUGACCACCUUCAGCUCCAGCAGGCGAGCAGCUCGUUGGGUGCUGGGUCCGGCAGAGUUCGUGUCCCUACCAUGGUCACCAAUGUCGAAAGGCUGACCUCCCUUCUCAACAACCUCAAAGUCCAUCUGAAGGCCUACGCCGAGCUCGACACUGAGAACGCGCAGCAGUUCUCUUACACCAUGAAGACUCUCCUUUCGAAGUUGCACGUCAUCCAGACGGCUGACUUCACCUUCCCUCCCUACGAUACGACGCUCGUAGGCAAGUACAUGCCUGUGCCGAGCUUCGGGGAGGCGGACGAUUUGCAGCGGGGCAAGACGGGAGGGCUGAUCUCGGGCGUGGACAAGGCUCAGAUCGAAACGACUUUCAUGAAACCGGCGGGAUGGAGGAAGCAGAUGCCGUUGAAGCCUGUGGUCGGCACCAUGCAGAAGGAGCAGGAGGCAUACCUCAUGAGCAUGCGCGAGACUGACCUGGACCACCUGCUGCGAGCGGAGGCGGAGGCCGUGCUGGAGGGCGACCUGGAGGUUGUAGAGAAGCGGCUCUCGGAGCAGAUCAUGACCCAUAUGGACCGUGCGUUCGCGCAAGCUGACUCCGAGCUGGGUACUGGCAAGGCGCUGAUGGGAGGUGUGAAGGCGACUGCAACGUCAGGGAACCAAGGCCUGCCAGCCGAGCGCCUUGCUCCCCUAUACCAGAUGCGGUUGCUGCAGAUUAGGCAAGCGCGGAGGAGGCUGACGGGAGUGCUGAACUACUUCCGGUCUGUGGAGAGGAGGUUGUGCCUCGAUGCCUUCGGUUUCGCGUUCCCCCUGUCGUCGAAGAAGUCAGAGCCCUCGGUGAGGUCGGAGAUGUCCGACCGGACGAUGCAUGAAGAGCUGACCAAGGAAUCCUCCAUCUCGCUGGAUCAUGCUUCACACCAGGCUGACAGCUUCUCUGCCAAGCGACAUGAAUCGCUCAAAUCUGACCCGAACCUGUCGGUGAAGUCUGUGGAGGAGGUGAUGACGUACGAGUCCGUCCAGAGUCGGGACGACUCGUACUCGGUCGACUCAGAGGACAUUGUGAGGGUCAGAGAUGCUACCGGCACGCAGAUCCUGUACGAUGUCGUCGUAGAAGACCUGAAGAUAGUCCAAGAUCGGAUGAUCAGGAUCGGGCAGCACUACCUGAAGCUGUUCGAGACCAAGUUCAAGGAGAAGGGAGUCCCAGACCGUGUCUCGCUCCUUGAGGACCUGUACCAGAGCGAGGCGACUUACUACGAGAGCCUGAAGCUCGUGGUGGACGUCUACCUGGAGUCGUACGAGCACUGUGUGGACAAGGACAGUCAGGCAAGGAUGGCGCAGACUAUCAUGGACGUGAUGGCCCGCCGGCCCCUGCUGGACCUUGACGUGCCGUACAUGGUAGAGUCGUACUCCAACGAGACCGUCGCUGUGCAGAUGGAGGCCUCCCUCUUGCGGGAGAUGAUGAUAGCGCAGAUGGGGGAGGAGAGGUUGUAUCGCAACACCAUCGCUGCUCGGAACUCUACCCGCCCCAAGGACAAGAUGCUGGGGUUCCCCCCCGAGCUCUUCCAGCCUGUCACCCAUGAGCACCUGCUCUGCGAGAUUGACUUGGUCUACCCCACACCCGGAAGCUACGGGGUUGGGAUCCUCGACGUCUAUCACAGUCUUGACAAUCUGCUCGGCUUCAACGACCUCCUCAACGCCGUGCUGAACGAGAUGGUCUUCGUGCACAAGCUCAAGCCUGGAUCGAGCACAGCAGCGAUGAGGACGGCAAUCCUGCAGCAGGGGCUCAUAGAGUGGAGGCUGCUGCUUGAGGAGGAGGACCUCGCCGAAGAGAUACGGAAGAAGGCGGCGGGCACAGGGAGCAGGCCGUAUGCAAAUAGCUUUGUGAUCGAUGACCCGUUUGCUGUGGAGGAGAUCAUUGACGACGUCGCGAUGACAAGGAGGAAGGAUUACGAGAGCUCAGCGAAGAAGCAGGAGCAAGCGAAGAAGUCGGACCCGAAACGACCUGUUGCGUCAGAGGAGACGCUGCUCUUCGAGGAGGACAUACACGAGAAUGCUCUACUUCAGGUUCAGAUGGACGCCAUCGAGGCGGUCAUCCUGAGGAAGAAGCUGCUCGACUACUCGUACGAGACUGACAUCCUUCAGCUCUCCUACAGGAUGCAGGCUGAGACCUACGGGAAGGACGUGGGACGGCAGCCUGCUCCUCUCGAUUUCGCCCAUCCCUCCGACGUCUCCGGCGGCUCGAGGAUGCGAGCGCCGCCCGACGAGGUCUCGAGCAUGGGGGCUGACUCGGUGACCCACCUGGCCAUCGCUGAGUUUGACACGUCACUGGCCAUGUUCGACUUCCAGACUUAUGACGGGAUCAAGGAAAUCUUGAACCUUGGGGGGGUCUUCGCCCUCCGCCAGGCCCUCCGCUUCCAGGCUCUGGAGCUGGGAACACUCGUGGUGGCGAUCGAGUACAACCAGACAUGCCUGGAUCGGUGCAUGGAGUCAGUGAUACUGAAGGAGGACGCGCUUACCGGCUCCUCCUCCUCCAUCUCCUUCUCAGCAGGGGGAGGGCACAAGGGGUUUGUGCCUCUGAACGCUCCCACAGCGAAGAAGAAGCAGGAUGCGGCGGAGAUAGCGGAGAGGAACGCGAAGAUUGCGCAGGAGGUGAAGAAGUUCCAGCAGGAGGAGGUGAACAAGAUCAGCGAUCACUUCCUGCAGGUCAGGGAGCUCAAGAUUCAUAGGAGGGAGAACAUCCUUGACAAGUUCAACCACAAGUCUGCCUCCAUUCCCUCCUCGGGCCCCAAUGCCAAGAACCAGGUCCGGGCCCUCAAGUAUGAGCUCCUCGACGAGUACCUCAAGGCCCUCCUCUCCGACCUCGAAGUCUUUUCUGUCAAGCCCCUCAUCUCCCGUGUCGCCGACAUGCUCUACCGCCAGGCGAUCCGCCUCCCGAAGCCCCGCCUCCUCUUCAGUCAGAGCGUGGACCCCCAGGCCUCUACCAUCACGCAGGCCCGGCCGCUGGAGGUGGCGGAUGAGAGCGGCAAAGAUAUGUCCAUCUUCGCCAGCGACCUCAGCCUGGUCAGCCUGUGGCGGAUCCCCCACCCCAUCGAGGUGCUGGACGAGCUCCCGAAGGAGCCAAGGACUCUCUCCUCCUACCUCCACUGCCUCUGGGCCCUUCACAACCUCUUCACCAUCAUGUCGGCGUACGCUCGCGCCCUGCCUGUGCCGCUGGUGAGCACGAGGGACUCAGUGGUUGGGUACGAGAAGGUACAGGCGUUCCUGGGACAGGUCAAGUCCAACAUCGACGGUCUGCCCGACAGCUCUAGAGUCUUCGACGUGGCAUCCUUCCUCAACAUGAUGCAGGAGUUGCUGCUGGGCAAGUACCUCCUCUCCCUGCAAGGCCUCCAGCACAAGCUCCUUGCUGAUCCAGAGCUCGUCCAACAUGUGCCGGUGGUCAAGACCGCGAUGCACGAGAUGGAAUACCCCCUACAUCCUCCUCCCGCUUCGUUCCCCAUCUCCUUCCCGCACGGUGGAGAACUUUCCUUCUCCUCUGCCAGGAUAGACAAGGGCCCCUUCCUCUACUCUCCCAUCCCCGAGCCUUACUGCGAGGUCGGCCUGCCUUUGACGUCACUCCCGGAGAGCGAGAGGACGAUGCUCAAGUUGGAGUGGGAAAAGAUAGAAGGUACUCUCCUCGACACGAUGCAGCAGCGAGGAAUCUUUCUAGCGACAGCUCCCCUGCAGGCCGUGCAGGUGCAGAACGAGGUAGUGAGGACGACGCUGGAGCUCAACAGGAUGCGGGAUGAACUCAGCAGGCUGUACCUGAAAAUCCAGGAGCCUCGGGACCCGACUGAGCUCAAGGAGUGGAUGAAGGUGUACGAGGAAAGGGUGCUGAAGCGACUGGCGCUGGCCAAGGUCAGGGCAGAGAAGACGCAGGCGGACCAUCAGGCGGCGGUUCUGAUCUCGGGGGACUCGAACACCAGCAGUGCCAAGGCGAAGGUUGCUGAGAAGGCCAUGAUGGAUGCAGAGUUGCUGAGUACGGAGCUGUCGCAAAGGAUCUUUCUCGUCCGGAUCCUCCACGACGAGUGUUGCAAGUUCUUCCUGAGCCAGGAGACGGCAGCGGCAAUGAGGCGCCAUGCCGCUGCUACAUCAGCUAUCGACGAGAUGGCGCUUGCUGGACCGCAGAAGGGGACGGGGAGGAAGGAGAGCGUGCGGGAGCCGCAGACUGUGGUGGAGGCGAGGGAGGAGCAGGGGAAGGUGGAGAUGCUCGUGGAGUUCCUCAAGGCUGUGCGCUCGUGCGCGCGGGAGGAGAAGGAGACCACGAAAGGAGGAAGGAUGGUGCUGGUGUUGAGCAAGGAGAACUUCUACCAACUCAUUGAUGUGCUCGCUAGCCGCCUCCGCGCAUGGAACGAGACGAGAACGCAGGAGGCAGUGAGGAGCAUCGAGAUGGAGAACGUGAACCUGAAGCACCUGCUGUACUUGCAGGAGCGGAACAUGCAGUACAAGGAGGCGCUGCGGGAGCGGGAGCAGCAGAGCAUGGCGAGGAGGAUCGACGUUGCGGUGAAGGACCAGUGCUACUCGCUGCUGUUCAAGAUCGACACGCUGGAGAGAAAGUUGGAGGAGUCGAACAAGAACCUGGCGGAGAUGGAGAAGAGCGUGAGGGACAGGCUGAAGAUCGAGUUCGAGGACUUGGUGAAGGACCUCGGGACUCAGCUGACCAUGGUGCGGUCGCAGUUCAAGGAGUACAGGGAGAGCUUGCAGCAGGACAUGAAGUCAAAUCUCCACGACAUCAAGAAGGAGGCCAUGAUUAAGUUCGCUAAGACCGGCUCAGCUCCGAUCGAGCUGAAGAGGAUGACGCUGAAGAUGGCGCAUACGGAGGACACGAUCGAGGACCUGACGAUCGAGAACUCGGAGUUGAAGCGAGCCCUCCUCAAGGUCAGGACCAUGAACUCGGUCAAGGACCUCAGCAUCCGCAUGAGCUACGACAAGCGCCUCCAGGUGAUGCAGACUGAGAAGCUCGAGGCAUCCCGGGAGCUCUACCAGGACAAGGCGGAGACGCAGAAGCAGAUGGAGGUCAUGCAGACUAGGCUGCAGGAGACUAACCUGGCGCUGGCGGCCGCGGAGGCCGAGAGGGACAAGCUGAGAAAGGAGCUGGACCUUGCCAACAGGAACAAGCAGUCGCUGCUGACGUGGAAGGUGGCCAAGAGCCAGCAGCUGGCGGACCUCGAGGCAAAGGUCAAGAAGUACGAGAAAUGGUCAGGCCACGACGUUGACAAGCUGCUGCUGGACAUCGAGAGGAAGGAGGCGGAACUCAAGACCCUUCACGCCCAUGACCCCACGGACAUCGCGCGGCAUCGCGCCAUGCUGGACGCGAACAGCAAGAAGGAGGUGGAGAAGCUGAGAAAGCAGCUGCAGCAGGAACAGAGGCUCAAGCUGGAGGCCUUCCAGAAGCUCGACGAGCUGAGAAACGACUUCAGGUGGGAGGAGUACUUCGAGUCCGUCGACGACAAGCAGAGCGUUCUGUCCUACUGGAAGCGGCGCUUCAUAGAAUGCUCAGCCUCCCUUCAAAAGUCCGUGGAGGAGAACGAGCGGCUGAUGGAGGCGAUGACAGCAGCUGGCCUUGACCUCCCCGAGGACGUCAAGCAGAGCAGGGCGCAGUCCUCUGCUCACACUGGUUCUGCUCUGCCCCCUCCUCCUCCCACCCUCGGCUCCUCCUCCUCGUUCCGCCCCCAGUCUGCCCCCGUUGCUCGUCCUGUGAGCGGGAGGAUCAAGUCUCGUCGACCUCUCAGCGGUGCUGUCCUCCCCGGCUCAGAUGUCAUCUCAAGCGUACUACAUGAGACUCAGGUCAAUAUCCUGCUGCUGCUGCUGCUGCUCGUGCUCGUGCUCGUGCUCGUGCUCGUGCUCGUGCUCGUGCUGCUCGUGCUGCUCGUGCUGCUCGUGCUGCUGCUGCUGCUGCUUCUCCUGAUCCUGCACCUCGUCGUCGUCGUCGUCGUCCUCUUCCUCCUCCUCUUCCCUUUGUCUUCUUCUCGUCUCCAUCCUCUCCCUUGCUCUUCACUUUUCUCUCUCCUCUUCGGCUUUUCUGUUCUGGCAAUCGACGAGAAAGCCAUUCUCAACCCAGUGAUUUCAUCUAAGAAGCUGAGCCUUCCCAGCGCCGGUUCUCGUCCAGGAACUUCGCAGGGCAACAAGACGAGCGCGUCGCCCUCUGGCUUGUUACCGAGGUGA
Messenger RNA from Guillardia theta CCMP2712, 7125 nucleotides. RefSeq lists its product as hypothetical. NCBI's taxonomy places the organism in Eukaryota, Cryptophyceae, Pyrenomonadales, Geminigeraceae. The record is from RefSeq and is a predicted model, not a curated record. The transcript is spliced from 7 exons. The coding region runs from base 1 to 7125 and encodes 2374 amino acids.